AGUGGACGAGUCAGCAGCUGGCCUUAAAUUUGCGCAGGGAGCAGUGGUGGCGGGAGUUCCUAAAGUGGCAGCUGGUGGUGCGGAGGAACUGAAGAAGAGUUCUUGCCCCCUCUCCUCUUCAUCUCUUCAUCCCCCCCCCUGCUCCCCCUGCCCCUGUCUCCCCCUUAAUGCCCAAACCAGAGUGGACGAGUCAACAGCUGGCCCUAAAUUCGCGCAGGGAGCAGCGGUGGCGGGAGUUCCUAAAGUGGCAGCUGGUGGUGCGAGAGGAGCUCAAGAAGAGCGUGCGGCUGCAGUUCCAGCUGCAGGCAGAACAGCGACGCAUGCGCUCCUCCUCAGGCGGACUUGCAGGGGGGUCCCGCAUGGACGGUUUGGGCGGAGAUGGUACCGGUAA
Molecule: messenger RNA, 391 nt
Organism: Closterium sp. NIES-65
Lineage: Eukaryota; Viridiplantae; Streptophyta; Zygnematophyceae; Desmidiales; Closteriaceae
Source: the annotation of a GenBank genome assembly